GGCCGGCUGGGCGCGCGCUCUGCACGGCCGCUGCCCGUCGGCUCGGCGUCGCGGCCCCCGGCGGAGCGGGCACGAGGGCGGGGGGUGGGGGCGGCGGGGGGAGGGGUGGGGAGCACCAUGCAGUUUGUAUCCUGGGCCACACUGCUCACGCUCCUGGUGCGGGACCUGGCCGAGAUGGGGAGCCCAGACGCCGCGGCGGCCGUGCGCAAGGACAGGCUGCACCCGAGGCAAGCCAAGUUGUUAGAGACCCUGAGCGAGUACGAAAUCGCGUCCCCCAUCCGAGUGAACGCCCUCGGCGAGCCCUUUCCCACGAACGUGCACUUCAAAAGAAGGCGACGGAGCAUUAACUCUGCCUCUGACCCCUGGCCUGCCUUCGCCUCCUCCUCUUCCUCCUCUACCUCCUCCCAGGCGCAUUACCGCCUCUCCGCCUUCGGCCAGCAGUUUCUAUUUAAUCUCACCGCCAAUGCCGGAUUUAUCGCUCCACUGUUCACUGUCACCCUCCUCGGGGAGCCCGCGGUGAACCAGACCAAGUUUUAUUCCGAAGAAGAAGCGGAACUCAAGCACUGUUUCUACAAAGGCCAUGUCAACACCAAGUCUGAGCACACGGCCGUCAUUAGCCUCUGCUCGGGAAUGCUGGGCACAUUCCGGUCCUAUGAUGGGGAUUAUUUUAUUGAACCACUGUUGUCUGUGGAUGAAGAAGAGGUGGAAGAGGAACAAAACAAACCCCAUAUUAUUUAUAGGCACAGAACCCCCCAGAGGGCACACAGCAGCACCGGAAGGCGGAUGUGUGACAUUUCAGAAGAAAAUAAUAGUCUCCAUAGAGACAGGAGAAAAGCCAGGACAAGAAGAUGGGGAGAAAGGAAUCACUUGGCUGAUGAUGUGGCCAUAUUAAAUAACAGCCUCGCAUCAAAGGCGUUCUCAGCCUAUGGUAACAGGACGGAUGGCAUGAGGGAAAUGAGGACCCACCGAAGAACCAAACGAUUUUUAUCCUACCCACGGUUUGUAGAAGUGAUGGUGGUGGCGGACAACAAAAUGGUUUCAUACCACGGAGCAAACCUUCAGCACUAUAUUUUAACCUUAAUGUCCAUUGUAGCCUCUAUCUAUAAAGACCCAAGUAUUGGAAAUUUAAUUAAUAUUGUUAUUGUGAACUUAGUUGUGAUUCAUAAUGAACAGGAGGGACCUUCUAUAUCUUAUAAUGCCCAGACAACAUUAAAAAACUUUUGCCAGUGGCAGCAUUUGAAGAACUCCUCAGGUGGGAUCCAGCACGAUACGGCUGUACUUGUGACAAGACAGGACAUCUGCAGAGCCCAUGAUAAAUGUGAUACUCUAGGUCUUGCUGAACUUGGAACCAUUUGUGACCCCUACCGAAGCUGUUCCAUUAGUGAAGACAGUGGGCUGAGUACAGCAUUUACAAUCGCCCAUGAGCUUGGCCACGUGUUUAACAUGCCUCAUGAUGACAACAAUAAAUGUAAGGAAGAAGGUGUUAAGAGCCCCCAGCAUGUCAUGGCGCCAACACUGAACUUCAACACCAACCCCUGGAUGUGGUCCAAGUGCAGUCGGAAAUAUAUCACCGAGUUUUUAGAUACUGGGUAUGGCGAGUGUUUGCUUAACGAACCUGAAUCCAGACCCUACCCUUUGCCUCCCCAACUGCCAGGCCUCCUUUACAACGUGAAUAAACAAUGUGAAUUGAUUUUUGGACCAGGCUCUCAGGUGUGCCCCUACAUGAUGCAGUGUAGACGGCUGUGGUGUAAUAAUGUGGAUGGAGCAAACAAAGGCUGCCGGACUCAACACACACCCUGGGCUGAUGGAACCGAGUGUGAGCCUGGAAAGCACUGCAAGUUUGGAUCUUGUGUUCCCAAAGAAAUGGAUGUCCCUGCGACGGAUGGAUCCUGGGGAGGUUGGAGUCCCUUUGGUUCCUGCUCCAGAACAUGCGGAGGUGGAAUCAAGACAGCUAUCAGAGAGUGCAACAGGCCUGAGCCAAAAAAUGGUGGCAAGUACUGUGUGGGGCGGAGAAUGAAGUUUAAGUCCUGCAACACGGAGCCCUGUCUGAAGCAGAAGAGUGAUUUCCGAGAUGAACAGUGUGCUCACUUCGAUGGCAAGCAUUUUAACAUCAAUGGUCUGCUCCCGAACGUGCGCUGGGUCCCUAAGUACAGCGGAAUUUUGAUGAAGGAUCGGUGCAAGUUGUUCUGCAGAGUGGCAGGGAACACAGCCUACUAUCAGCUCCGAGACAGAGUGGUUGAUGGGACUCCCUGUGGGCAGGACACAAACGAUAUCUGUGUGCAAGGCCUUUGCCGGCAAGCUGGAUGUGAUCAUGUUUUAAACUCAAAAGCCCGGAGAGAUAAAUGCGGGGUUUGUGGUGGCGAUAAUUCUUCAUGCAAAACAGUGGCAGGAAUAUUUAAUUCCGUGCAUUAUGGUUACAACACUGUGGUUCGAAUCCCCGCUGGUGCUACAAGUAUCGAUGUGCGACAGCACAGUUUCUCAGGGAAAUCUGAGGAUGACAACUAUUUAGCUUUAUCAAGCAGUAAAGGGGAAUUCUUACUAAAUGGUGAUUUUGUGGUCACGAUGUCCAAAAGGGAAAUUCGUGUUGGGAAUGCUGUGAUUGAAUACAGUGGCUCUGACAAUGUUGUGGAAAGAAUCAACUCCACAGACCGCAUCGAACAAGAACUUCUGCUUCAGGUUUUGUCAGUGGGAAAGUUAUUCAACCCUGAUGUGCGCUAUUCAUUCAAUAUUCCAAUCGAUGACAAGCCUCAACAGUUUUACUGGAACAGUCACGGGCCCUGGCAAGCAUGUAGCAAGCCCUGCCAAGGGGAGCGGAGACGAAGACCUGUUUGCACCAGGGAAUCUGAUCAGCUAACCGUUUCUGAUCAAAGGUGUGAUCUGCUGUCCCAGCCAGAACCCGUCACGGAAGCCUGUGCCACAGACUGUGACUUGAGGUGGCAUGUUGCCAGCAGGAGCGAAUGCAGUGCCCAGUGUGGUUUGGGUUACCGCACUUUAGACAUCUACUGUGUCAAAUACAGCAGGGUAGAUGGGAGGACUGAGAAGGUUGAUGAUAGUUUUUGCAGUAAUCAACCCAAACCAAGCAACCGGGAAAAAUGCUCAGGAGAGUGUAACACAGGUGGCUGGCGCUAUUCUGCUUGGACUGAAUGUUCUAAAAGCUGUGAUGGUGGAAGCCAGAGAAGAAGGGCUAUUUGUAUCAACACUCAGAAUGAUGUCCUGGAUGACAGCAAAUGCAUACAUCAGGAGAAAGUCACUGUGCAGAGGUGCAACGAGUUUCCAUGUCCUCAGUGGAAAUCGGGAGAGUGGUCAGAGUGCUUGGUCACCUGUGGGAAAGGGCAUAAGCACCGCCAGGUCUGGUGUCAGUUUGGCGAAGAUCGAUUGAAUGACCGAAUGUGUCAUGCCGCGGCCAAGCCUGCCUCCAAGCAGAUGUGUCAGCAGCCGGAAUGUGCAUCUUGGCAGGCGGGUUCCUGGGGACAGUGCAGCGUCAGCUGUGGCCAGGGAUACCAGCGCAGGGCGGUGAAGUGCAUCCUGGGGGCUUACAUGUCGGUGGUGGAUGACAAUGACUGCAAUGCAGCGACCAGACCCACUGACACGCAGGACUGUGAAUUACCAUCUUGUCACCCUCUUCCACGGGCCCCAGAAGCUAGGAGAAGCUCACAUGGUGCGCCAAGAACCCAGUGGCGAUUUGGAUCUUGGACUCCUUGCUCAGCCACCUGUGGGAAAGGGACCCGGAUGAGAUAUGUCAGUUGUCGGGAUGAGGAUGGCUCUGUGGCCGAUGAGAACGCAUGUGCCAUGCUGCCUAAACCAGUGGCCACGGAGGAAUGUGCUGUGACACCCUGUGGGCAGUGGAAGGCUUUGGACUGGAGCUCUUGUUCCGUGACCUGUGGGCAAGGUAGGGCAACUCGGCAAGUGGUAUGUGUCAACUACAGUGACCACGUGGUUGAUCAGAGUGAGUGCGACCCGGAUUAUAUCCCCGAGACGGACCAGGACUGUUCCAUGUCACCUUGCCCUCAAUGGACCCCAGAAAGUGGCUUAGCCCAGCACCCAUUCCAAAACGGGGACUAUCGCCCCAGGAGCGCAAGUCCUAGCCGGACCCACGUGCUAGGCGGAAACCAGUGGAGAACGGGCCCCUGGGGAGCAUGUUCCAGUACCUGUGCUGGUGGGUCCCAGCGGCGUGUGGUGGUGUGUCAGGAUGAAAACGGAUACACUGCAAAUGACUGCGUGGAGAGAAUCAAACCAGAUGAGCAACGAGCCUGUGAAUCCGGUCCUUGUCCUCAGUGGGUUUUUGGCAGCUGGGGAGAGUGCACUAAGCUGUGCGGCGGAGGCAUGCGCACAAGACUUGUGGUCUGUCAGCGGUCCAAUGGUGAACGGUUCCCAGAUCUGAGCUGUGACAUUCUUGAGAAACCUCCGGAUCAUGAGCAGUGUAACACACACGCCUGUCGGCAAGACCCUGCCUGGAGUACUGGCCCUUGGAGCUCGUGUUCUGUCUCUUGUGGUCGAGGGCAUAAACAACGAAAUGUUUACUGCCUGGCAAAAGAUGGAAGCCAUUUAGAAAGUGAUUACUGUAAACACCUUGCUAAGCCACAUGGGCACAGAAAGUGCCGAGGAGGACGAUGCCCCAAAUGGAAGGCUGGCGCUUGGAGUCAGUGCUCGGUGUCCUGUGGCCAAGGCAUGCAGCACAGGCGGGUGGACUGUCAGAUCGGACCCCACAAAACAGCCAGAGAGACCGAGUGCAACCCCUACACCAGACCGGAGUCGGAACGCAUCUGCCAAGCCACACUGUGCCCUCUCUACACUUGGAGGACAGAGCAAUGGCAAGAAUGCACCAAGACUUGCGGCGAAGGCACCCGGUACCGCCAGGUGAGGUGUAUGGCUGAGGACCAAGGCGAGGUGCACAUGGCCCACUGUGAUGCCAGCCAGCGGCCCGCGGACCGGGAGAGCUGCAGCUCGCAGCCCUGCGAGUACGUGUGGAUCACAGGAGAGUGGUCAGAGUGCUCAGUGACCUGUGGGAAGGGCUACAAACAAAGGCUGGUCUCCUGCAGCGAGAUCUACACCGGCAAGGAAAAUUAUGAGUACGGCUACCAAAGCACCGUGAACUGCCCGGGCACACAGCCUCCCAGCGUGCACCCCUGCUACCUGAGGGACUGCCCCGUCUCCGCCACCUGGAGGGUUGGCAACUGGGGAAGUUGCUCCGUGUCCUGUGGCGUUGGAGUGAUGCACAGAUCUGUGCAAUGCUUAACCAACGAGGACCAACCUAGCCACUUGUGUCUCGCCGACUUGAAGCCAGAAGAGCAGAAAACCUGCCAUCACGUUUAUAACUGUGAAUUACCCCAGACCUGCAAGGAGGUAAAAAGACUCAACGGUGUCAGUGAGGAUGGCGAGUAUUUCCUGACUGUGAGAGGGAAACUCCUGAAGGUGUUCUGCGCAGGAAUGCAGUCAGAUCACCCCAAGGAAUACGUGACGCUGGUUCAUGGCGACUCUGAGAAUUUCUCUGAGGUUUAUGGGCACAGGUUGCACAACCCAACAGAAUGUCCCUACAAUGGAAGCCGCCGUGAUGACUGCCCGUGUCGGAAGGAUUACACCGCCGCUGGCUUUUCUAGCUUCCAGAAAAUCCGAAUUGACCUGAGCAGCAUGCACAUCAUAACCACUGACUUACAGUUUGCGAGGACCAGUGAGGGACAUCCUGUUCCUUUCGCCACCGCUGGGGACUGCUACAGUGCUGCCAAGUGCCCACAGGGUCGGUUCAGCAUCAACCUUUAUGGAACAGGCCUGUCUCUUACGGAAUCUGCCAGAUGGGUCUCCCAAGGGAAUUACGCCGUCUCUGACAUCAAGAAGUCACUGGACGGAACCCGAGUCCUAGGGAAAUGUGGCGGUUACUGUGGAAAAUGCACCCCAUCCUCUGGUACAGGCCUGGAGGUGCGAAUUCUAUAGCUAAGGUGCUCUGAAGAGGAAGCCAUUCUGGGAUGGAUGAAGGAUAGUAAUGCAAUACCUCCACCUUAAGUUAGAGUGCAUGCGUACGUGUGUGUGUGUGUGUGUGUGUGUGUGUGUGUGCGUGUAUGCCUGUACACUUAUGUAUGUGAGUGUGUGUAUGUGUGUAUAUAGGCAUAUGUAUAUAGACAUGUAUAUAGAUAUAUAUAAAUAUAUAUACAGGUUGAGCAUCCCUGAUUUGAAAAUCUGAAAUGCUCCAACUUCUGAAACUUCCAAUCACCACUACGACUCCUCAUAUGGGAGAAUUUCUCACCAAGACAGUGCUUCGUGCACACCCAUUAUUUAAAGGCCUGUGCGAAAUGACCCCGUACACAAAGCAGUGUGUAGAAGGUGCGUCUGAAACAGAAGUCAUAUUUCAUGUUUUAACCUUUGAGUUUCAUUCCCAAAAGAUCUCAUUAUGUUUAUUCAGCUACUGCCACAUUCGGUGAAAAGUCUAGAAUCAGAAACAGGACCACCCCCAAGUAUCUAUAAAUGAGGGUUACUCAACCUGUGGAAUAUCCUAAUGAUGUAAAGUUUAAUAUUUAUGUCUGAAAUUAUUUAUUGUGAUGUAAUAUUUUUUGUACGUAAAAUGAGUUUAUGGUGACUGCCUUGGCAUCGCGUGGUUCCUGCAGUCCGACCGCAGCGUUUUACGUACCCUACAUUCUAUGUCGUUCCAGAACAGAGGUGACUUUGUAUCACGGUACACUCUUGUUUACUUCUUACCUGUAAAUGUGUUCCUGGGACUUUUAUUUUUUUUUUUAAUUGUGAUGUACUUGUGUCCUUGUUUUUUU
Molecule: messenger RNA, 6755 nt
Organism: Perognathus longimembris pacificus (Pacific pocket mouse)
Lineage: Eukaryota; Metazoa; Chordata; Mammalia; Rodentia; Heteromyidae
Gene: Adamts9
Product: ADAM metallopeptidase with thrombospondin type 1 motif 9
Exons: 40
Coding region: 118-5928 (1936 amino acids)
Biological process (GO): proteolysis; extracellular matrix organization
Cellular component (GO): extracellular matrix
Molecular function (GO): zinc ion binding; metalloendopeptidase activity
Source: RefSeq, a predicted model, not a curated record